UCAAGUGCUAACUUUGAUCCUGUUUGCAAAUAUGCGUGCCACAUGAAUCAUCAAUAUACUCAACCUCAACUCCGGAAAUUCUCUCUCACGGAAUGUCUUCCAUCAUAGAUGGUUGGAACGGUGGGGAAAAUGUUCGCUUCUCUUGACGACGCGUCGUGGUAUCACGGUCGAAUCACACGGGAUCAAGCGAUUGAAAUCUUGCUUCAGAAUGGCAGACAAGAGGGACUGUUCCUUGUCAGAAAUAAAGCUGGUGGAUCAGAAGACAACUUUGUUUUGUCCCUAUGGCAUGGAAAUCAGGCGCUUCAUUUUCAAAUACAGUCUCGCGGAGGGAUUUAUUAUUCCAUAGACGAUGGACCGAGUUUUGAGGGUUUGGAUUCGCUGAUCGAAUACUACAGAGAACAGGCGGACGGUCUACCGAUUAGACUUACUCAGUUUUGUCAGGGGAAUCCGCCCCCUGCUUCAUGUAGAAAACAUGGAGUGACAACUCCACUUCAUCUUGCUUGUGCAGAGGGUAAUUUCAAACUCGUAUUGGGUUUGCUUACUGGACAGAAUCAAUCUGACAUUACUACAAGGAACGAAAACGGUGUAACGCCACUUCACGAAGCUGCGCUUCGUGGAGAUGAAGAUAUUGUCUCAAUCUUGUUAAGACAUGGUGCUGACACAAAGAGCAAAGACGAUGGUGGAAACACGCCGCUACAGGUGGCUUGCUAUGGAGGAUUUGCAACAAUUUGCUUCACACUCAUAACAGAAGGUAAAGCCGAUGUUCAGGAUCGCUCUCCUGUAACUGGCUUUGUAGCCCUUCACAUAGCAGCCUUAAAAGGUUAUGAUGAUUGCUUGAAAGUUCUACUGGAGCUUGGAGCUCCACUUCACCCUCGAUCAACAGAAGGAGACACGCCCAGAGACCUUGCAAUUAAAUAUGAUCAUUUGCAUAUUGCAGAAAUAAUUGAUAAUUAUCCUGUGCAGCCUCCAAAGACUUUGCCGAGGAUGUGGUUACAUGAAAAUUUAGGUAGACAGGAAGCCAUUGCACUAUUUAAAAAAUUUGGAUUAGUUGAUGGGUUGUUUCUUGUGCGGUUGAGCACUCGUGACCAUGGAUAUUAUGUACUCUCAGUUGCUGUCAACAGUUUGAUUUACCAUUAUCAGAUACGAAGCAGGUCUGAUAGGUGGUUCUACAUUGAUGAUGGCCCACUUUUUGAAACCCUGCCACAUGUUAUUGACCACUACAGUAGAUGCGCAGAUGGACUUCCUGUCCUUCUUAAGAUGGCUCUGCCUUCAGACGGCAACCCACCAAUUGAUAUUCAUAAGAUUCCAAUACCACCUGUAAGGAAGCGAGUACUUUUAACACCUGCUGUGAGCUCCCCUGUGCUUAAUACUUCAAGUGGUAGAUCCAUACCUGGAAGGAAUCCACUCCAAAGGGCUGGAUCAGCUGAAACCCUUCAUGCUGACCAAAGUCCUCAAAGGAGGCACCCUCCAGUGUUACAGAGAUCCAUAAGUGACGCCAAUAGCCAUCCUCCAGGCAUCAGCAAUGGAGAAAAUUUAGGUAAACCAGAAGAUAGACAACUUCUACCUCUUCCAACAAAACCUCCUCCUAGAGGGCAACGACGGCCUCCCCCACCUCUACCACAGAAUCCCAAUCCCACAAGUCCAGCCAAACCAAGUGUUCCUGUUCCACAAAGUUCUGCAAAAUUAAAUACUGUGGCAACCUCGCAAGGUCCUAUGCAGUCCACAUUGAUCAUGAAACAAUCCCUGGAACUUGGAGCUGAGCUUGGCCAGGGAGAGUUUGGUUCUGUUUUGAAAGGCAUAUGGACAGACCCCAAAGGAAACAAGGUCCCAGUGGCGUUGAAAACGUUACAUCCAGAAAAAAUUGCAUACGGAGAGCAGGAGUUUUUACGCGAGGCACGAAUUAUGUCAGGAUUGGAUCACCCAUGCAUUGUAAGACUGAUCGGAGUUUGUCUCGGACCUCCUCUGAUCUUGGUCCAAGAGUUAGUCAAGAUGGGAGCUUUACUGGACUUCCUAAUCGACUACCAAUCAGAAAUUUCCCAAAGGGACCUUAAAUUGUGGGCUGCUCAGAUAGCGUGGGGUAUGAUGUACCUGGAAAAGAAGCGCUUCGUUCAUAGGGACCUGGCAACAAGGAACAUCCUCAUGUCAACCAAACAACAGGUAAAAAUUAGUGAUUUCGGUCUGUCUCGUGCUACUGGCUCGGGAAGCGACUACUACAAAGCUUCACAAGGUGGCCGCUGGCCAGUUAAGUGGUAUGCACCGGAGUCUAUCAACUUCGGAACGUUCUCGCAUCAGAGUGACGUCUGGAGCUAUGGUGUGACACUGUGGGAGAUGUACUCGUUUGGUCAGUUACCAUAUGGUGAGAUGUCAGGGGGUGAGGUAAUACGUAUGUUGGAGGAAGACAACAAUCGGCUUGAAAGACCUGACGCAUGCCCAGAACAGACCUAUUCACUGAUGCUCCAAUGCUGGGAUCUAAAGCCGGAGAAGAGACCAACGUUUGCAGAGCUGCACAAUAUUUUCAGCACAAAUCCCUUUUAUGCCGAUGUAAAGCUGCCUUUAAAAGAUAAAUCCACGAGCUAAUCAACAGAAAUAGUAAUUGAUUCGUUGUAGGAUAAAGGAACUAAAGCAUAGAAGUGGUUUUCCAAGUUCUAGAAAUUGAAGUGCUCUUUGUAUCCCAUUUGUUGCGAAUUUAUGGUCUUGCGUGACGUGACGCUAUUAGAGACUGGCGUCAUGCAAGCCGCGUAAAAAAAAAUACAUCGCGUUAGUCUGCUAGAAUAGGAAAUCAAAUAAAUAUUUACUUCAAUGAAAAAGUAAAAACCGAAAAAAUGUUGACAGAGAAAGAAGGACAAGCCAAUGGAGUGGAGGGCCGGCUGUGCUGGCAAAAAGGAACCCAUAGACCCUGGUGGAAAAUGGUCGUCUAGUCUUCUCGCCAAAGGGGUGAAAAAAGUGUAUUUUUUUUGUUCCAAAAUCGAAGAGCUUUUAGAGCAAUAAUUUUCAGGUAGAAGUUCUGUUUCGUGCUGUGCAAACUUGAUAUCGUUCAAUUUUGAUAUUUUUAUGUUUUGAUAGUUUAACAAUUUUGCAAAGGUGUCCAAACCUGCCCUUGUGAGGAGUUAAAUUUUGUCAAAAGUUCUGAUUGACUCUGAUCCAUUUAUCUUUACAUCCAGAUGAUACAUGUUGUAGUAGUGUUUUCUCUGAAUUUUUCUUUUUAUUUCCAGGCCGUCUCUCUUUUCUUUGCAGGAAAAAGUUUAGAAACUAGAAUUAGUUUACCGCUUGGACUAGUUUAAAAUACACCUAAAAUAAUACUGAGAAUCAAAGGUGCGAAAUAAAGUGCCGAAAACGUUUUACGUGUUUGGUAAAACGUAAACCAAAUA
This is a messenger RNA of Pocillopora verrucosa, 3368 nucleotides long. Its product is annotated as tyrosine-protein kinase HTK16. Gene Ontology annotation, biological process: protein phosphorylation. Gene Ontology annotation, molecular function: protein binding; ATP binding; protein tyrosine kinase activity. The record is from RefSeq and is a predicted model, not a curated record. NCBI's taxonomy places the organism in Eukaryota, Metazoa, Cnidaria, Anthozoa, Scleractinia, Pocilloporidae.